CAACAUAGGAGAUUUAGACGAAGCCAAAGAAAGGAAGCCUAGCAAAUAGAAUCGAUUGGAAUCGAUGUUGCGCGAGGUCACACACUUGAACACGCAUCGCCAGUACACACGCACUCGAGCGUGAAUCACUAACGCACAUCACGCAAAGCUACGGAAGCGGUACGAAGGCAUACAUUAUACUGUAAAAGACAACACGGUUUUACUGUUCAAACCCCAUAAAAAGUAUCAAGUAACCACAAAAAACUUUCCAUCUAUCACAUCAUAUAUCAAGAAGUAUCGUUCUGAAGAUUCUAUGUAAUGGACGCUUCUGCCAUCACGCGCGAGGUUUCGAAAAAAACAGAAGUGCCAGCGUCGAAUACAAACAGGACCGUCCCUCAAGACGAUAUCAUGCUAAGGAGGGUAGACUCUGAGCAAGAAGGCAGUCUGGAAAAAUUCGCUCAGCUACGAAAGGAGCAUAUCCUAUGCGAUGUGGAAGUGAUAGUUAGCGAUGGUGUGUUCAAAGCACACGGAGUGAUUAUUAGUAUUGGAAGUGAAUACUUUCGUGAUCGUCUCACGGCAAUCGCGUGCAGGGAGAAUAAAAGGAUUGAGUUGAAAUACAAAAUCACGAAAGGAACUUUAGAAAAUGUGCUGGAUUUCUUGUAUUCUGGUAACAUUAAGAUAACUGAAAGCAACGCUUGUGCCCUACUUGAAGCUGCAGUUUAUUUGAGGAUUUCUAGCCUCAAAUUUCACUGCGAGGAGUUCACAAUCUCUCGACUCUCGCUCAAUAACUGUUUUCAAAUCAUGGAUUUAUCAAAGAAGUUUAAGAGUGGUAAAUUGGACAGGGCAUCGAUGGAGUACAUUUGUAAAAAUUUUCUCCAUCUCUCGAAGAAUGCCGAGUUUCUUUGUCUAGAGCCUGAAUACGUGGAGAAAAUUUUAUGCUGCAAAUUUCUAACGGUAAAGAAAGAAGAAGACGUAUUUGUGGCUCUGUCAUCCUGGGUACAGCACGAUUUCAGUCGAAAGCAGACCCUUCCACACUUCUUCAAGAAACUCGAUUUUUUUGCAAUGUCAAAAUUUUUCAUUGCUGAUCACGUGGCCAACGACCAGCUUAUUGUAAGUUCCCCAGAAUGCACGGCACACCUCAUCAGAGUAAUAAGCUCAAUGUUGUUACCUGGUAGGGAGGAUGUAGAUCUAUUUUUAGCGGACCGAGUCACGCAUUCUUGUAACGUAGAUUGCGUGAUUUUGGCAGGAGGAACUGGCAGGAAAAGUCGAAGCAUUAUGUGCUAUGUUCCAUCGCGGAAAGCUUGGAGACUGCUAAGAGAUACUCGUAUCGACCGAGAGGGUCACGUGAUGGCGAUCAGUGAAAACCUCUCUUAUAUUUUUGGUGGACGCGCCUCGGAAAGCAAGAAUUUUUUAUCCAAUUUGAACACACUACAACUUGAUCCCGUUCUAAAAACAUCGCAGCCAAUCAGAGGCCCGGAACAAGAUCGAUAUUUCGCGGCCGCGGCCAUUUUGGAUGGAAUAAUUUACAUAUUUGGCGGGAAAACAAGUGAUCGAUUUUAUAAUGUUACGGAGACGGUCGUCUCAUACGAUCCGAGCACGAAUACGUGGCAUUCUGAGCCUUCACUGACCUAUCCACGGUACGCUCACUGUGCUGUGGCUCUACACGGAAAUAUCUAUGUCAUGGGGGGACAAAGUGGAAGCGGAAAUAUUCUAAGAAGCGUAGAGAAGUAUUCCCCUCGCACGGGUGAAUGGACUUGCGCGCCAUCUAUGACAAUUGCCAGAAUGUUUGCCAGCGCUGUCGUCUUGAAAAACCAAAUUUUCAUUACUGGAGGGAAGAAUGGCUGGGAGAAUAGCGAAAUUCUAUCCAGUACCGAGAUCUUUGAUGCUUGCACUAACGUCUGGACGGUGCUAGGCGCGCAACUUUGUGUAGCGCUGUUUGCCUGUGGUAUCGCACGUGUCGGAAGUAGGGUGUACGUGUUUGGUGGCGCAGAUGGCCUGGGUCGAGGACAAGGGAGUGUUGAGUGCUAUGAUGCCGGGCGUGAUGAAUGGACCAUCACAGAUAAAAUGCCGUCUAAACGCGCCUUUCUCCAGGCUGGGGUUAUAAGCCUCUCAAAGGAAUACGUGGAAAAUGAGCAAAACAUCACACCAAAACUAGACGUGUAACCCUUGGAAUAGUACGAAUCAGUAUAUCUUGAAGGGAGAGGGGUGUGACAGGGCAAUAAGUAAAUAUGGCGGGUGGUAAAUUCAUAUUUGAGCAGCCAUACAGGUCUUCUAAAAUUUCACUAGAAAGAAACAGGUUUUGCUACGCCGAUACCCAGAGCUUCGCUUGUGCCCUAAUAAAGGCUAUAGGUUAUUUUAAAAGGGGGACAAUAAAAGCAGAUAAAUAAAGGAGGUUAUUGUAUCAUGUCAAGAAACGACCUAGUUCCAGGCCUCUGAUUAGCUGCGAUGUUUUCAGGGAGAAAGUGAAAUAUUGUAGUUCACCGCGACAAGCCCCACCCAAUUCCACCAAUAUUUUAGGUCCUGUGUCCUUGACUUUCUUGCCCUCGCUGUUAGGCGAAUCAACAACAAAAGGUACCCUGCGCAGCUCCUUUUGUAAUUCGCCCCCAGACUCUCUCGACGGCGUCUAAGAUGGCGACAUACGAGUAACGGAUUUCGUGUUUCUGGCUAAAACACUUUACUUGCUUGCAUGCAGGCUGAACAGGAAGAAACAGAGCUAGGGAGAUGUUAUGACCGCCUUCCAGGAAAUUCAUUUAUAUAUAUUAUCGUUUUUUUCGGUUUAAUGACACUAUUAUCUACCAUUUACUAUCCUUUAUGGCCAUUAUAACUCUCAUUCAUCAGAAGACUCAGUGUUGACCGGGGCCAUCCAGAAGGGGAUAGGGUUAAUUACCUCCAUUCCUACGGCAAUGGGCAAAUUGCGCCCGGAGUACACGAGUGUGUGUUGACACGUUUUAUCAGUGUGCUCACGGAUAAGGGGUGUGGUCACUGCGCAUAGGAUAAAUGUCCAAAAUAAGUAACCCGCAGCUAUAAGGAGAUGUGGCUAAUAAAUAUAUACAUCACUAUUUCAUUCGUCAAUAUCAUUAUCCCUCUACUUUUGGCAUGUGUUUGUAUAAAUUGAGAUGAUUCAUAUAUCGCUGAAAGCAUUUCAGCAACCCCAACAAAAGCACGUGUUUGCUCGCAAUAUAUCCCAUAUAUAAUCUACCACGGAUGUAUAAGUCGAUGCAGGAAUACCAUUGAAUUGUUAGAGCGGAAUAAACAAAACUAGGUUAGUAGAAGUUAUUUUCUCUCUCGUGUGCGAUCAUGUCUUCUAUACCAUACCAUUACAUUUAUUAGAGCGGAAUAAACAAAACUAGGUUAGUAGAAGUUAUAUUCUCUCUCGUGUGCGAUCAUGUCUUCUAUACCAUACCAUUACAUUUUUUAGAGCGAAAUAAAC
Messenger RNA from Nematostella vectensis (starlet sea anemone), 3409 nucleotides. Its product is annotated as gigaxonin. The record is from RefSeq and is a predicted model, not a curated record. Lineage: Eukaryota; Metazoa; Cnidaria; Anthozoa; Actiniaria; Edwardsiidae. Bases 298 to 2142 code for a protein of 614 amino acids. The transcript has a single exon. Gene Ontology annotation, molecular function: protein binding.